Messenger RNA from Penicillium taxi, 2862 nucleotides. Its product is annotated as transcription factor domain-containing protein. Lineage: Eukaryota; Fungi; Ascomycota; Eurotiomycetes; Eurotiales; Aspergillaceae. The record is from RefSeq and is a predicted model, not a curated record. Gene Ontology annotation, molecular function: zinc ion binding; DNA-binding transcription factor activity, RNA polymerase II-specific; DNA binding. The coding region runs from base 1 to 2862 and encodes 953 amino acids. Gene Ontology annotation, biological process: regulation of DNA-templated transcription; DNA-templated transcription. The transcript has 7 exons.
AUGGUAGACUCUGAGAUGAAUGACAACUCCGCCCACGGAAAUGUCUCUGGUGUACUCGGGCGGAGAAGAAGCCAGCGGGCUUGUGGAAUGUGUUAUCAGAAGAAGACCAAAUGUGAACUUGAUGGUCCAGAAUCAGAUGCUGCUCAGACUUGUGUGCAGUGUAUGCGUCGUAGAACGGAUUGCGUCUUUCCUACUGUGCAAGAGAAGGCCGAAGAUUUACAAAGUGAUGAAUAUGUAAAAUUUCUCAAAGAUCGUCUUGGAAGAGCAGAAGCUCUCCUCAAGGCGGCUGGCAUCUUGCAAGAGAGUGAUAUGGUUGCCUCCGAUGAGGAUGAAGAUCCACCAUAUGAAGACUGGAAGAAUGACCAUCGACAUACUGAGUCAUCAGGUGGUUCAUCCGAUCUCUCACCUGCAUCUCGUAUAUCUUUAGAUUCUUAUCAAGCCAACUUUCCCGAAGUUGGUGAUCUUGAGGUCUCCGGCCUAUUCAAGACUCACAAAAGCGAUGAGACACGAUAUUUUGGACGGAGCUCUUCAUUAUCCAUCUUAUCUCGAGGCGGGAUCGAGUGGAUUAAGAACAAAACUGGCGAUAUCAGCUUCUUGAGUAUUGUGUCUCCAAACUCUGCCAAUGAUUCCCCUUGGAAUACUUGGCGCCCUGAUGUAUUUCACGACCUAUUUGCAUCACAGGUUUUCAAGCCUCUCCCGUCAAGAUCAGAGGUAUUUUCCCUCAUAAAAGAUUUCUUCCGAACAGCAAAUCGACUGUUCCCAAUCUUUCAUGAACGCACUUUUAUGAAUAUGGUCGAGUGGCAAUAUACGCAACAGACAUGUGAUGAUGCCGCUCGAUGGGCCAGUAUCAACAUGGUCGUCUGUCUAGCCUAUGAAUACCGUUUUUCACAUAGCUUGAAGCCAGAAAAGGAUCGAGAAAGGUCCCGGCUAUACUUUCAAAAUGCCAUGUCGGUCUUUACAGAGCUGGCAUUGCGACGCACGGAUCUUUUGAGUGUACAGGCGCUACUGAGCAUGGCUUUUUAUCUUCGUGGAAAUUCUGGAACACAGGCGGCUGUUCCAUUUAUAACGGCAGCUAUGCGAUCAAGUCAACGGAUGGGGCUCCACCGUGAUAUUUCAAGACCUGAUCUGAGCGCUAUUGAGGUGGAACAGAGACGACGUGUGUUCUGGAUCGCCUUUACUGUUGACCAGAGCACAUGCUUGCGUACCGGAAAUGCUCCAUCUCAGCAUCCUGAUGACUUCGACGCUCCCCUUCCGUCGGAAAUGGAAGAUGAUCUAACUCCAGAGUUCCCGAGUAAUAUUCUAUUCUUCCGUCAGCUAUGCCGUAUGUCGCUGAUAAAAAGCCGUAUCUAUUCCCGGCUUUAUACCGCCAAGGCAAUGCUAAAGCCACCUCGUGAAAUCUACCGGAUAGUCACAGAGCUGCACGCAGAACUUCAGGAGUGGAACAAGGACUACCCUGUUGUUGAGGAACCCAAGGAAAAGGUUGCUGGAGUUGACUUCUUAUUCGGCUUUGCGAAUAUUGCUCUCAAAUUCGGGUACUAUAACGCUUUGAUCAUGAUUCAUCGCGUACCUCUUCUUAUCAACUACCAAAUAUCUUCUCGUGAAUUUCCCGAUGAAGAACUCAUGUCACUGAGUAAAGCACAUGCUUCACGAUCAGCAUUAAUCGCCACCAAGGCGGCAAGAGACACGCUCAAGAUGGUGAAUAACAUGCCGUGGGGAGAUAUCGCAUGGAUGUGGGCUAUGCUGUAUUAUGUCUUUCUAGCAGCAGCAACUAUCUUUUCGACUAUUAUUCGCGAUAGCCGCCACGCGCAAGUCCGAGAAGACCUCAAAUCCCUGAACAUGGCAUCGACUUUCUUCACAAGCCUAAUGGCAGGCACCGGCCCAGCAAGCUACGCCGGAUUCAUGGCCCGCAUGACUGGGAACCUAGAGCGCGUCGCGCGGAUGGUAGUCGAAAAAGAAGAGAAGCGGGCCCGAAGUCCCGACGAAAAAGAAGAGGAACAUCGCCCUUCGGCGAAAAAACGUCAAUCACGAGUACUUACAGCAUCCCACCCAAAACCACGCCACAAACCUAUGACAAUGAAACACCACGUGUCCGCUCAGUCUUCAUCCCUCCCAGAAUCCACAAAACAUCAUCGAUCCCGUACUCUAACUGCAUCAAUAUCGAACGCGUCGGCAGUACCCCACAAUGGUCUUGGCGACAUAGGGAUCCCCGAAGCUAUUGAGGGUCUUCCUCCAAUUAAUUCAUCUGGUUACGUAGUCCCCCUAAGUCCAGAAUCAGGACCAGGCGAGCCGCGCACUUUUGCUUCAAGAGCCACUAUCCAACAUCCACCCCCACCACCCUCCUACACCACAAUAGGUCUGGGUGUAACAAAUCUGAACUUGAACGGAGUACACACAACCGAAAUACCACAGAACAAUUCUACCAUCCCCUUUUGGCAACCGCAAGACCCGCUAGAAACCCAGUCAUCCUCACAGCACAGCAGCAGUUCAAACACAACCGCAGAAAAUGACACAAGUACCGGCACCAGGAUUCCAGAAUCGUGGCAAGUGCCCCUAACAGCAGACUGGCAAUACGGAGACAAUCUAUGGUCAGGUCUAUUCCCCACAGAAUCAAUCGCCACCUCAGCAAACGGCCAAGAUAUUUCUCUGCCUAUUCUGUCUGCAGAGUCAUACCUCCAUCCAACUCAUACCGCACAGCAUCCGAUUGGUAUUAACAGUGGGAAUAUUGCUCACGAUCCUACACAACUUAUGUUCGGGACAGAUACUACGACUUUUAACUCUGCGGCGGCAACAGCGCAAGAACAGACUCAGGUGCAGAAUCAAGAGGAGUUUCUUUGGGCGAAUGGGAUGCUGGGCCUUUUUUAG